Vitis vinifera (wine grape) is the source of this 1905-nucleotide messenger RNA. RefSeq lists its product as uncharacterized. The coding region runs from base 1 to 1905 and encodes 634 amino acids. The transcript is spliced from 6 exons. NCBI's taxonomy places the organism in Eukaryota, Viridiplantae, Streptophyta, Magnoliopsida, Vitales, Vitaceae. The record is from RefSeq and is a predicted model, not a curated record.
AUGGUAAUGAUUGCGGUCACAGUAAUGGUCACAUUCACGGUGACGAUAAUGGUGACGAUAUUAGUUACGGUGACAUUAACGAUAAUGAUGACAAUAAUAGUAAUGCUUAUUGUAAAGGUGACGGUAAUAGUAACAGUAAUGGUAACGGUAAUAGUCACGGUAACGGUGAUUGAAAGAAUGAUGGUAACGGUGACGGUGACGGUGAGGGUGGCGAUAACUAUGACGGUCACGGUGAUGGUAACAAUGACGGUUACAGUAACAAUCACGGUCAAGGUAACGAUGACGGUAACGGUGAUAGUAACGAUGAUGGUAACGGUUACGACGGUAACAGUAACGGUGAUUGUAACGUUGACGGUAACGGUUAUGGUAACAGUUACCGUGACGUUGACGUUAACGGUGAAGAUAAAGGGAAACGGUGACGGUAACGGUAAUAGUGACGUUGACGGUAAUAGUAACAGUGAUGAUAACUUUAACGGUAAUAGUAAUAGUGAUGGAAAUGGUAACGAUCACGGUCAUGGUAACGGUAAUGGUGACGAUAACGAUCACGAUUACGAUGACGGUAAUGAUAACAAUGAUGGUAAUGGCAACAGUGAUGGUAAUGGCGAUAUUGACGAUAACAGUGACGAUAAUGGUAACAAUAACGGUAACAAUGAUGACGGUAAAAAUAACGGUAAUGGUAAAGGUAACAGUAACAGUGACGCUAACAGUAACGAUAACGGUGAUGGUGAUGGUGACGGUAAUGGUUACAGUGACGGUAACGGUAACGGUAACGGUUAUAGUAACAGUGACGAUAAUUAUAACUUUCAUGGUAACAGUCACUUUAAUGGUUAUGGUUACGGUAACGAUAAUCGUAACGGUCACGGUGACAAUAAUUAUAAUUGUAACGGUGAUGGUAACGGUUAUGGUAACAGUUACGGUGAUGAUGAUGGUAACGGUCAUUGUAAUGGUGACGAUACUUGUAUCGAAAACGAUAGUAGUAAUGGUAACGGUAACGAUAACGAUAACGGUGUUGGUAAUGAUAACAGUGACGUUGAUGGUAAUAAUGACGGUAACGAUGAUAGUAACGGUAACAGUGAUAGUAAUGGUAACGAUGACGUUCACGAUUACGAAAACGAUAAUGGUGACGAUAACGGUAAUAGUAAUAAUAAUGGUAAUGGUGAUGAUAACGAUAACGAUAACAGUGACGGUUACUACGAUGGUAAUAGUAACGGUAAUGGUAAUGGUAACGAUAACGGUGACAAAAACGGUCACGGUCACGGUAAUGGUGAGGGUAAUGGUAAUAGUGACGGUUAUAGUAAUGGUGAUGGUAACAGUCACGGUCACGAUAACAGUCACAAUAACUGUGACGAUAAUGGUGACAGUAAUGGUUAUGGUGACGGUAACGAUAAAGGUAACAGUAACAAUGACGGUAAUAGUAACGGUAACAGUAACGAUGACGGUAACGAUAAUGGUGAUGGUAAUGGUAACGGUAAUAAUAAUCGUAACGGUGAUGAUAAUGGUAACGGUAACAGUGACGGUUACUGCAAUGGUAAUAGUGAUGAUAAUAGUAACGGUAAUGGUAACGGUAACGGUAAUGGUAAGGGUAAGGGUAAUGAUAACGGUGACGAAAACGGUCACGGUGACGGUAAUGGUAAUGGUAACGGUGUCACGGUCACAAUAACGGUCACAGCAACUGUGAUGGUAAUGGUGACAGUAAUGGUUAUGGUGAUGGUAAUGGCUACUAUAAUUGUAACUAUAAUGGUAAUGGUAAAAAUUACGAUAAUGGUAAAGGUAACUGUAACAGUAACGGUUACGGUAACGAUGAUGGUAACGGUGACGAUAACGGUUACGGUUACUGUAAUGGUUACGGUGAUGGUAACGGUAAUAGUGACUAUGAUUGUAAUGGAAACGGUGACAGUGAGGUGA